AAAAAGGAAAAAGAAAAAGAAAAGAUGAUAUUGGGGGCACAAACUCACAUUUGUUUCGGCACAAAGUCCUCUCCCAAAUCACACAAAUCGAGUAAAAAAUGGGCAUCUCUCUCAGCAACACCGCCCGCCGGCGAGCCCCGACUCACCCUUACGUCCACCACCACCACCACACGGUGAUGAACUACUACGGCUCAUAUCCUGCGAACCCUUCCCCUUAUCCUGCGCACCCCGCUUCUUCUCCCCUCGCGUAUUACCCCACGUACCACACUUCUAAUGCUUACACUGUCUGCAAUAACCCUAACCCGCUUGUCGGCCAGCCCUAUUUCGGCGGUCCUUUUGAGCUGCAGCAGGCGCUGCCGCAGCCUCGAGAUGCAGCGGCGGUGCUGCCGCCCUGCGGCGAGCAGAAGGCGGCGAAAGUUGUGAAUAGCGACGUGAACGUGCAUAAAGAUACCUUGAGGCUCGAGGUUGAUGAGCUGAACCCGGAUCAAUGCCUGGUUUCGUUUAUUUUUGAUGCUUUGGUAGACGGGAGCAUCACGAUCUGUUAUUUUGCGAAGGAAGAACCCCAGCGCCAAUUUGUUUCGUUAUUUCCCGAAACUUAUGUCCCCAUAAAAGUUCCUUUCAGGAAGGGCCUUCGCCAGGAAUUUAGACAGCCGUUAGGAACAGGCAUCGACCUGCGUUUUUUCUCCUUGUACGAUCUUUCGAAUCCAUCAUCCAGAGACGAUGUGUUUCCCAUAGUAAUAUCUGCUGACACGUGCCUUAGCCCGUAUAUGUUUGACGACAGAAACUAUGUUCUGGCACAUACAUCACCUCAGAUGCAGAUAACUCAGGUGGCUGUGAUGAAAAAUAAUGAUGGACAAUUUGCUGCUAAGGUAAUCAGACAGCUAUUAUGGAGUGAUGAUACCUGUUACGAACUGCGGGAUAUAUAUGGGCUGGGAAAAUCGGGCCAGGGCUGUAGUGACAGUGGGUCAGGGAAAGACUGCGUGAUUUGCUUGACUGAGCCAAAGGAUACAGCUUUGCUUCCUUGCAGACAUAUGUGUAUGUGCAGCAACUGUGCGAAGACACUGAGGCUUCAGUCAAACAAGUGCCCAAUCUGCCGCGAAAUUAUUGAGUCUCUCCUGGAAAUCAAGACUGAUAAUACCGAGAGUGAGGUUUAUUCUCUCUCGUUAAUUUCAUGAUAAAUUUGCUGAGUCUUCUUGGUUCGAGGCUCAUGCCAUUGUGUUGUGAGUACAUUUCCAAUUUCUUGCAACUGUCUAUAUUUCUUCUUUGCAGUAAAAUCCAGGAUUGUCCUUAAGAAAUUUGAAAUCUCGUUGCCCGGUUGCUGCCCGAUUGUUUAUCACAGGAUAUUAAGAUAUGUAUACUAAGCAGUCACCAAUAUAGUUUGCUUUACAGGGAACAAUUUGUUUGUUUGCUUGAAUAUAGUUUUUAAUUUCUUUUUCGUGUCACAUUAAUGACGAAAAUAUGUUACGCUCCAUUUCAUUGGGUUUGAUGCCUUUUGAGUUUCAUCGUCAUUUAGAAGUAGUGUUUAUUUAGCCGAAGUAUUUCAUUUGCAGCAUAAGGUAUACAAGUAAGAUGGUACUGGUGCAAAAUGUAGCGAAUUGUUUAUCGUGUUUACUGAAUAACUGGUGCACAAACUUUACGUUUUAAUGUUCAUUACAACAUACCGAAGUAGAAGUUGGCAUCCACAAACACUAGAAAGAAAUCUUUUUCAGCCAGCAGUUGACUAUGAUGUUUAUAUAUUUUUGUAAUUUGAUGUUUGUAUAUAUAUUUUUUAAUUUGUGUUUAAUACUUAAUUUGUGUUUGGC
Messenger RNA from Striga asiatica, 1802 nucleotides. Lineage: Eukaryota; Viridiplantae; Streptophyta; Magnoliopsida; Lamiales; Orobanchaceae. The record is from the annotation of a GenBank genome assembly.